Molecule: messenger RNA, 1245 nt
Organism: Chaetura pelagica (chimney swift)
Lineage: Eukaryota; Metazoa; Chordata; Aves; Apodiformes; Apodidae
Gene: SDE2
Product: SDE2 telomere maintenance homolog (S. pombe)
Cellular component (GO): nucleus
Source: RefSeq, a predicted model, not a curated record
AUGUCAGCUACAGAGCCAGAUUCCGUACUCGCACAGCCUGGUGCCACCAUCUUGUCAGUCGCUGAGAAUAUUCCUGAAGAAAGCUUGUAUGUGAAGUGUAACGGACGACUGGCUAAUGGUGACGAUGUACUGCAGAAUGGGGCUGUUUAUAGUCUGGAACCAAGACUUUGUGGUGGAAAAGGAGGGUUUGGAUCUAUGCUGCGAGCGCUUGGUGCUCAGAUUGAAAAGACAACAAAUAGAGAGGCUUGCCGAGAUCUCAGUGGAAGGAGACUUAGAGAUGUCAAUCACGAGAAAGCGAUGGCUGAAUGGGUGAAACAGCAGGCGGAACGGGAAGCAGAAAAGGAGCAAAGGCGCUUGGAAAGGCUGCAGCGGAAGCUUGCAGAGCCAAAGCACUUUUUCACAAAUCCAGACUACCAGCAGCAGUGUCAUGAAAUGGCUGAGCGACUAGAAGAUUCAGUCCUUAAAGGGUUGCAGGCCUCUUCAAGCAGAACAGUGUCACCAGGAAGCAGCGGUAGUCGGAAGCGUCCCGGUGAAUCUGUAAAAAAUGGAACAAAAUCCCAAAAAAGAAAAUGUUUUUGGCUGGGGUUGGAAGGAUUGGAUGAUCAAGACAGUUCGGAUGGUGAGGAUGACAGCGAAGGUGAUUCCCCUUAUGCAUCUGAUGAAAGUUGUCCAUCAGGCAGCAGAUACAAUGACAAUGCUGGAAACUCGAAUGAAUGUUCAAACAGCUCUGUAGAUAUUCCAACUACCAAUGCUACUGAGAAACCACUGGAACAACCAGAAGGUAGUGGAAGAAAUCUGCAAGGAGAGACACACACAAGUGGGCAAACUGAAAUUCCAGUUGAAGAAAACAGUAAAAUGACAUUGCCCUUGAAGGAAGAGGCCCAAGAAGAGAAAGAAGUAACCCAAGCUGUAGAAGGAGAGGAGCAAGAAAAUGUUUCCUCUAAGACACAGGGGACGAACCAGUUACAGUGCACAGCAGUGGAACCUGUAGACCUCCUGGUGUUCAACUCUGCUGCUGAACUGGAAGUCCUGGGUUUGGAUAAACUGAAGAUGGAAUUGAUGUCUCUAGGACUGAAAUGUGGAGGCACUUUAAAGGAAAGAGCAACAAGGCUUUUUUCUGUGAGAGAUAAAUAACCUGAAUGUUUUCUGGAAAACAUGCAUUAUGUCAUCAUCACCUAUUUUAAGAAAAAGAACAAUCCUUUCUUAGCUUUGUAUUGGAUCUCCUUUGGUGUGUUUUCCAGUUAG